Molecule: messenger RNA, 2859 nt
Organism: Neocloeon triangulifer
Lineage: Eukaryota; Metazoa; Arthropoda; Insecta; Ephemeroptera; Baetidae
Gene: st
Product: protein scarlet
Exons: 14
Coding region: 16-2040 (674 amino acids)
Cellular component (GO): plasma membrane
Molecular function (GO): ATP hydrolysis activity; ABC-type transporter activity; ATP binding
Source: RefSeq, a predicted model, not a curated record
GCAAGAUCACGUGAAAUGCCACUUUUGCACAGUCGAGGGACGAAACGUCGACCAAACAUGAAGCUUUUGCACCUUGAUGAGGACGAUGGAGUUCGCUACGUGCAAAUGCAACAUAUUAACAAAGGUUUCGCAGAUAUUUCAUCCAAGGAGAGAGGUAAUGAAAUGUCGGGACUUCGAGGGUACGGCAAAUGGGCUCCAGAAACUGAGGGAGUCACUUUGACCUGGCAUGACCUCAGCGUGUACGUGCCCGCGGAAAAGGAAGGUGGCUGGUUCCGAAAACAGACCAAGCCAUACAAGAGACUUCUGAAUUCAGUUUCGGGCGCUGUCAAACCAGGCACAUUGGUUGCACUCAUGGGCUCAAGUGGCGCGGGAAAGAGCACGCUUAUGAAUGCUCUUGCAUAUAGAAACCCAGUCGGCGUUGUUGUUGAUGGAGACAUCAGAGUGAAUGGACGGCCGAUUGGUCCAUAUAUGAACCACCUUUGUGGAUAUGUACCUCAGGAGGACCUUUUUGUUCGGGACCUCACAGUUAAGGAACACCUAACAUUUAUGGCGUGGAUGCGGUUAGACCGCCGAACCAGUCGACUCGAGCGGCGCCGCCAGGUUGCGGAUCUCCUCAGCACACUGGGACUGUCCGACCGGGCGGACACGCGGAUCGGCGCCACGGGUCACGAGAAGGUGUUGUCAGGGGGCGAAAAAAAGCGCCUCGCCUUCGCCUCGGAAUUGUUAACCGACCCCCCAUUGCUUUUUUGCGACGAGCCGACGACAGGCUUGGACUCAUUUUCGGCGCAGAAAAUCGUGCACAUGAUGAGCUCGAUGGCGGCGAAUGGCAAGACGAUCGUCUGCACCAUCCACCAGCCCAGCUCGGAACUUUUCAGUCAGUUCCAUGAACUGAUUCUUCUCGUCGAUGGACGGAUUGCAUUUAUGGGCACUCCGAAUAAUGCAGUCACUUUCUUCACUAGCCUCAACUAUCGUUGCCCAGAAAAUUACAAUCCCGCGGACUUUUUUAUUCAUGCGUUAUCAGUCACGCCGGGUGACGAGGAAAGGUCAAGAGUAGCAGUCAAGGCCAUUUGUGACCAGUACACGGUGAGCGAACACGCGCGUGCCGUGGACCUGCUCGUGCACUACGAGCGCCACCUGGCCGAGUCUUGCGAGGUUCCAACUCAACACCACAAAUCAACCAGAGCCAAGUUCAAGGGACCUUUGCUGAGCACGCAGUUCUUUUGGCUUGCGUACCGCUCCUUCCUUUGCAUUCUCAGGGACCCUGCCGUGCAAAAGCUUAGGAUAGUUCAAAAACUGGGAAUUGCCAUAAUGGUCGGACUUUGUUACGUCGGGACGCAGUUAGACCAGAAAGGAAUCCAAGCAAUACAAGGAGCCCUCUUCAUUUUUGUGACCGAAAACACAUUUUCGCCAAUGUACUCAGUACUCGCGCUAUUCCCGCAGGAGUUUCCCCUGUUCAUGAGGGAAUACAAAUCAGGGUUGUACAGCGUCGGCGUCUACUAUUUUUCAAAACUAAUAGCAAUGCUUCCUGGGUUGGUGCUUGAGCCAGUUGUUUUCUUACUGGCGUGUUACUGGUUGAUAGGACUCCGCACCACCCUGUAUGCAAUUCUGAUGACUGCAUUUGUCACCAUAUUAACUUUGAACGUUUCCACCUCAUGCGGAUGCUUUUUCUCCACCGCCUUCGAGUCACCCACAUUUGCAAUGGCAUAUCUAGUGCCAUUCGACUUCCUGCUAAUGGCUACGUCAGGCCUGUUCAUUAAAUUAAGUACAAUACCCAUUUACAUCGGAUGGGCUCGAUUCAUAUCUUGGAUGAUGUAUUCCAACGAAGCCUUGUCAAUUGUCCAAUGGCAAGAUGUGCACAACAUAACCUGCAACUCGAAUGCUCCGGACGCGCCUUGCCUGCGAGAAGGAAGCCAAGUACUGAGCAACUACAGUUUUGCGGAGGAAAACUUGCCCUUUGACAUCCUGGCCUUGAUUGUUCUUUAUUUGUGUUUCCACAUGCUUGGCUAUUUCUGCCUGAUUAGAAGAGUAAAGAGGACUUGAGUGUGAUAAUUUUUGAAAUUAAUGAAAGAAUAAAGAAAGUAUCGAAUUCUGUAGGUAGAGAUAACUGUACAUUUUUUUAAAUCUAAUUAAUAACUUUUUUUCUAAAAAUAAAGGUAAUUUAUAUUUUCACUUAUUGUGAAUGAUGCGACAAAGCUUUUAAUUUAUUAUAUUUUGAAUUAGUUUAAUAUUGAGUUAGGUUGACAUUUAUAUAGUAUUCCGAUUAUCAGGUCAUACAACGCUCCUGCUAACUGAUGACAAACAGAGAUCUUGGUUUUGCUGUUCAAUUAUUGAAGUAUUAUGCUGUUCAACAAACGCUCCAUGUUCAAUAAAUAAUUGAUAUUGUGAAUAAACCACUAUUGUCUGAAAUAAAUAGUUAAAUAAACUUUGAGAUCAAAUGUAACAACUUGAUUGGCAAUAGUAAAUACCACUGAAAGGAAAAACAGAUACACUCAUUGUAGAAGAAGUAAAACGCAGUUCUUAAAACUAAUUUGAGCACAAUGUGAUAUGAACAAUUUUGCUAAUUACAAUUUAAUCGCACUUAAAAUGCAGUCUCUUGUUGGUUUAAACAUUUCAUUAAUGACACUGCCAGCAGUGUUGUUACGCUUUUUGCUUAUUGUAGUUAUUGUUUGUUGUUUUUCGCAAAAUUAUGUGAUGCCCAGUUCAGAGAUGUUUUCCACGAGUUGGAAAGCGCUUCAUCGAACUUGGAACGAAAAUGCUCCAACGCCUCUUCCUCAGUCUUUUGCAGAGCCUUAAGCAGAAUACGACAUACAAUUUUAGUUGUAUGAAAAUUCCAUUUUCAUCAGAUAAAUAAAAAAUCCA